AUGUCAGGAGAAAAGGCAGAGCAUGAGGCUUACAUCAUGAGACAGGAAGCAGAGAAAGAACAAGGACUCUACAGUCCAUUUCAUGAGACAAGCAUUAGAAUCAACUCUGCCCUUGAAUCACAGACCUGGCAGCUGUAUCUCAUGGACCACCCCAUCUCCACCUUCAAGAACUGGCCAUUCCUGGAAGGCUGCUCCUGCGUCCCAAAGCGGAUGGCGAAAGCUGGCUUCAUCCACUGCCCUACCGAGAAUAAGCCUGACUUGGCCCAGUGUUUUUUCUGCUGUAAGGAGUUGAAAGACUGGGAACCCGAUGACAAUAUCAUAGAGGAGCACAAGAAACACUCGCCUGGGUGUGCCUUCCUUACUGUCAAGAAUCAGUUUGAAGAACUAACUCUCACUGAAUAUUGGAAACUGAACAAAGAAAGAGCCAAGAACAAAAUUGCAAAGGAGACCAACAGCAAGCAGAAAGAAUUUGAAGAAACUUCCAAGACCUUCCGCCACUCCAUUGAACAGCCUGCUUCCUUUGCUGGGGUGACCUGA
Molecule: messenger RNA, 537 nt
Organism: Peromyscus eremicus (cactus mouse)
Lineage: Eukaryota; Metazoa; Chordata; Mammalia; Rodentia; Cricetidae
Product: baculoviral IAP repeat-containing protein 5-like
Exons: 2
Coding region: 1-537 (178 amino acids)
Source: RefSeq, a predicted model, not a curated record